Molecule: messenger RNA, 2132 nt
Organism: Pimephales promelas (fathead minnow)
Lineage: Eukaryota; Metazoa; Chordata; Actinopteri; Cypriniformes; Leuciscidae
Gene: gorab
Product: golgin, rab6-interacting
Biological process (GO): non-motile cilium assembly
Source: RefSeq, a predicted model, not a curated record
GUCAGUCAGUAAGUAUACACAAACAUGGCGGCCAGAUGAGAGCGUAAUGUUAACUUCUGUAGGUGUAUCGUGAAAAAUAACACUUGUACUUGUCUUUGAUAAAACCGGUUAGCAAGUAAAUUAAUUGGGUACUGAAAAUGGCUGCGUGGGCUGGAUUUUCAGAGGAAGAACUACAAAGAUUGCAGCAGAGCGGCGAUCUCAUAAACCAGGCUGUACCGGUCACAUUGGGUCGUGGCCGCAGACCCGCUCCGACUAACCGGAGUAGACAGCAGCUUCAGCGGGAGAGGGCUCUGCAGCUGACAGCCAAGCAGAAGGAGGGCAGCCAGUCUCUUUCACCUGACCAACUGCUAACCAAGCCCCCAGACCCACCUGUUGUCAGUCACCCUGCUCCUGUAAAAUCACAGGACGAGUCCAAACCAGAGUCGCAGAAUGAGGCAGAACCUGUUGACCGAGAUUCACCUGUGGCGUCUGUACCACCAGCAGUCUUCAAGGAGCUGGACAGACAGGAAGUGGAAUUACGAGAAAAGAACCGUCUCCAGCAGUUGCAGUGGGAACAACGGAUAAUGGAAGAGAAGAAUAAACAAAGAAAAGCUCUUCUUACAAAGACCAUUGCUGAAAAGUCCAAACAGACACAGGCUGAAGCUGUGAAAUUGAAGAAGAUCCAGAGAGAACUUCAAGCACUGGAUGAUUCGGUGUCCAAUGACAUUGGGGUUCUCAGAAAACUGAUAGAGCAGUCCAGCAUGGAUUAUUCUCUGGCAUGGAAGCGCUUUGAGAAAGCUGAGGCCGAGUAUGUUGCCGCCAAGAUGGACUUGCACAAAAAGACGGAGGUGAAAGAGCAGCUGACGGAGCACCUGUGUGCAAUCAUCCAACAGAAUGAGCUGCGCAAGGCCCGCAAACUAGAGGAGUUGAUGCAUCAGUUAGAGCUUAAUGCGGAUGAAGUCCCCAGCCCAGAGGAAACCAAUCUAGAGGACAAAGAGAGGCAGGGCAACUCCCAGCAUGUUACUGAAAACGGUCCUGCAGCAGACAUGGAGCGGCAUAUAGACGUGGAUGACUCAAGUCUGAGCAAAGACUGUUCCAUUACAGAACCAAAGAUCAGCCAAGACAAUCAGGAGAGCAAAUCAACAGAUGUUUCUGCAGAUGGGCUAAGCUAGCUUCCAAGCAUCAUCAAUUUAAUAGUGACUGUAUGACAGUUUACAUAACACUUGCUACCAGGUUUAUAAAUUUCUUCAUUGUGAGAUUGUUGAAGAAAACCAAUAACCCUGCAUUUGUUAGUGAAAUGUUGAUGGGUUUUUUUUGUAAGAUGCCAAGACAACCUCAUUCCAUCACUACUAACACUAAAAUGCCUUUUUAUAUGGCGCUCCGAUAUUGAUUAUGAUCCGUUAAACUCAGAUGCAAUAAUAGGAGCAGUUAUGAGAUUAGUUUUUGGUUUUCAUUGAAGGUGCUACUUGAUCUUAAUGCUGCAUCAUUCCAUGUUUUUAUUGUGGUUUGUUUGAAUGUCAGUCAUUUUGCAUCUGAAUCCGUCUUACAUUAAGAAAACAGACUGAAUCUCUUGAAAACAUUGUGCAUAUUUAAAACCCUAAAUACUGAUAACUUUACUGAUUGUUCCAUAACUGACAUUAUUCAAAAUUGAAUAGUGGCAGAUGGUCUGGUAGUUUGUAGUUGUGAUUUAUUUCACAUGAUGUCGCACAAGUGAAUGGUGAGAUGUUUUAUCUGUGUGGAAGUUGUCUCGUAAAGAUUACUUUAUGUGAAUGUUAACAAAUCAAUAACAGCAGUUUUUUAUCAUACAAAGCUGACAGUGUGUUCAGCAGAGAUGAGAACAAUUUUGUACUGUAUUGAUGUAACCCUAUUGAUGUGUGGGAAGUGGAAUACCAUAGCUGUUUGUAAAUGUAUAUUUUGUAUGUAUAUUUUUAUUCUUUCUAAUAAACCUCAGAUACUCCAUGCAGAGCUAUUCACCAACUUUAAAGACAUUUAUAAGGCUGUUAUUUUUUAACUAUUCUUUUGACAGUAGCUUUUAUUUUAAAUGUUUAUUUUUAAUAUAUCUAUUUUCGUGUGCAUUAUAAUGGGUAUGGAAUAUGCUUUGAAUUCAAUAUUUUAAUUAUCCGUUGGUGAAUAAAAUAUUUUAAUAAUGGUAA